AUGUCGUUCAGUGGAGAUCCAGCAUCCGAAUAUUUUCGUACAAAUCCUCUCGUGGCUGUGUAUCAUGCCGAAACGAAUUGGAAUUCAGGGACAGCUGCGGUCGGAAGGUUCCUCGGCAAAGUAGUUCUGGGGCUGAUAUGGCUCAUCAUUCGCGCCAUCAUCAUCUUCAUCAUAUUUUUGUGGAAUUCCGGCCUCAGCUGGAUCGCCAGGAUACCUCCAGUCGACGAGCUCGUGGAGAUGGCAUCCCAGUCCGAGGUAUCCAUGGUGGGUAGGGUCUUCAUCGCCCUGGUGAUGCUGGGCCUCGGAUUAUGGAUCUACAUAUCACACAACAAUGCCGCUUUUCGUCGCUCAAUAAUUUUGCGGACAGCAUCAGUUCGACCGGUUGCGAUUGACGGCGCCUUACCCGGUCGCACAUCAAUCGUCAAAACUUUUCUAUCGUGGGUGGACACGCAACUCGACCGCGAGGCACGCUUCACGAAUCGGUUCCUAGCUAGAGUGUUCAACAGAAGUAAUUAUCAGUACCUCUGGCCCCUGGCUCUCGGUUUUCUAUCGCUUUUGUCUCAGUAUAUUGCUAUGGGAGAUCCUAGAAGGAUUGUCUUGGAACCGAAUUCAUCAGAAUGGGAGUCCGUUGCUUCCAUGGUUCAACUCGCCGCUUACAAUGCCGGCCACUGGUUGGCCGUCUUUGUCAUUACGCCUCUUGUUGUACUCUACUACUCGUAUGGCGGCAAGGCGAUGUACACGGUCAUUCUUACGGGUGUGAUGAUAUACUUCACCAGAAUCGCCAUUGCAAGUCAUAAUAUCGAUCGCUCAUCCGAGACUUGGAGGACUGCCUGGAAAGCUGCUCAAGCAUCUCGGCCGGCCAUAGAUCCCAAUUCUCGCUGGAUCAGACAGGUUUGGGGCUUCAUAUUUGGGCUAAUGCUUUUGAUGGGCACGUUGAGCGAGAUACUGCGCCACUUCCUCCGUUGGAAACGAAGCCCCUCUAACGCCAACCGCAUCAUGACCUCUAACGGGAGUCCUCGUCGUGUUAUUACACCUGGACUUGAAAAUGUAGUUUCACCAAUUGUACCUGCGCCUGUCAUUCCUCCAGCACAGCUUUAUACACCUGCCGGCACAUCAACUGCUCCACCUACGACUCCAUUGACGCCUCUCCAUCCAGCAACAACUCUCCAUACACCUGGAAUAAUCGUCGCACCAGUCGUCACACCUGGAAUUUCUCCUCCCUCUGAAUCGCGGGAUGAACAUUUCUUCAUGCCCCUCCUAGGCCUCGGACCGAAACUCGAUGUGGUCGGCUACUUUUUCAGGGACUGGUUCUAUUCCGUAUCGGAAUUUCUUCAGGGCAUUCUCGUCGGAAUUGUUUCAGUCUUCAAUGCGAGGCAAUACUUUGGAGGCUUGUUCAUAGCGACGCUCUUUGUAUGGAGAGAGCCCGCGCGUAUAUUCGCAUGUUAUGUGGGCUCGUUGAUCCAAUCUGGGUUACUCUGGACUAAAGAAGCGAUCUACGAAUUAACGAAGGAGUUUUUCCGGGGUUUGGAGGCGCGUCUAUGGGAUCCAGUAGUUGCUUUUACUGCUGGUUUUUUCAUGUGGUUCACUAGGCUGUUGUUUGAUUGGAAUUUCGUACGCGACAGGAAAUCUCUCAUCGCACUUAUUGUUGUUCUGGUCAUGGCCAUUGUCCGCCAUAUCAGGCUCAACAGGUCCAAUACACCGUCGAAAGCCCCAGUGGUACCUACUUACGCGCCUACCGAUGUCACCGUAAUCAUUCCUACAAGGGGAAAGCGAACCUUCGAGGAUGCAGAGUUCAUGAAGGGUCUCUCGAGCAUUCUUGCCGAAGAGCCCGCAGAGGUUAUCAUUACCACCAAUGGCAGCAUGGAUAAUCACAGGUCGAUGAAUGCGAUUUGCGGGCUCUUUGGUACGCACCGAGUCCGAGUAACGUCGGUGCACGAGGACAACCUCCGCCGUCAAUUCCUCAAGGCGACGAACCAAACAACUACGAAAGUCAUCUGUUACGCCCAUACACGAGUCGGCUGGCCUCAAGGCUUCCUCAAGGAUGCCCUCGUGCCCUUCGAAGACCAAACGGUCGGACUCGUUGGCAUCCCUGCCUUCUGGACGCGCUCUCUCGUCCGCUCAAACCAACUCAACAGAGACGAUCAAAACGGCGAUAUCGAAUCUCCUCCCACAGACGACCGCGGCAUCGUUGGCAGAUUCCUCGACUACGUCGUCUCCGCUUCCCUAUUCCACAACAAUCGACAGAACGCCACCGACAUCCCUUCUAGCAACAGUACAGUGUCCGGCCGCACAGCGCUCAUCCGCACCGAAAUCGUCCAGUCGCCCGCCUUCCGCUUCCAAUUUAUGCAAGAGACGUAUAACGGCAAGCCGCCCCCGCCAUCUAGCAUCCGUGACGACGCCGCUCGCUUCAUCUCGCGAUUCGUUUCCAACGCCGGCUUCAAGACCACCUUCUGCGACGGCAAACCCGACAGCCCCUCCCGAGCCUUCAUCGAAGUGCCCCGCCUCGAAAACCCCACUCUCUCCGCAUACUGCAAAAAGCUCGUCGCCGAGUACCGCAGCUCCUACCGCCAAGAGCUGACCUCCGUCUUCUCCUACAUCCCCGUCCUCGUCCGCGCGCUGCUCAACUGGUCUCUGCUCAACGAAUUUUUGAUUUGCCUGCUGGUCUGGAAGGCCUUCGAGCGCACAAGCAUCCUCCGGGUCCUCCUUGUCGCGCUGUUCAUCCGGAAGGUCCUCGCGAUCGGGCACUCGGGUCACUACGACGCUUAUUUGCGGAUGCAGGGAGGUCUGGGCUCCAUGAUUGCCAGCGUCGUCUUUUCGCGCUUCUGCGGCCUCUUCAAGCUGUGGGCGUUCCUUACGCCGUGGGUGUACCGUGUUGAGAAGACGGAGGGCGAUUUUUUUUCUCCGCCUGGUCUUGGUAGGCGGUUGGUUAGAUAG
Drepanopeziza brunnea f. sp. 'multigermtubi' MB_m1 is the source of this 2934-nucleotide messenger RNA. RefSeq lists its product as uncharacterized. The record is from RefSeq and is a predicted model, not a curated record. NCBI's taxonomy places the organism in Eukaryota, Fungi, Ascomycota, Leotiomycetes, Helotiales, Drepanopezizaceae.